GGCCUGGGCCUGCGGGCGACGGGGGGCCGGUCCUGCCCGGGCGGCGGCAGGAGCGGGAGGAGGAAGAAGAGGAGGAAGAAGAAGAGGAGGAGGAAGAGCCGUCACCAUGAGCUUCCUGCUGGACUCCGGCAUCAUGGUCACCUCCCAGGUGCUUUUCUUUGGGUUCGGCUGGCUCUUCUUCAUGCGCCAGCUGUUCAAGAACUAUGAGGUCCGCCAGUAUGUGGUUCAGGUGGUCUUCUCCGUGACCUUCGCCUUCUCCUGCACGAUGUUUGAACUCAUCAUCUUUGAAAUCCUGGGAGUGCUGAACAGCAGCUCCCGCUAUUUUCACUGGAAACUGAACCUGUGUGUGAUCCUGCUGAUCCUCGUCUUCAUGGUGCCUUUCUACAUCGGCUACUUCAUCGUGAGCAACAUCCGGCUGUUGCACCGUCAGCGACUGCUCUUCUCUUGGGGGCUGUGGCUCACCUUCAUGUAUUUCUUCUGGAAGCUGGGAGACCCGUUCCCCAUCCUCAGCCCCAAGCAUGGGAUCCUGUCCAUCGAGCAGCUCAUCAGCCGGGUGGGCGUGAUCGGGGUGACGCUCAUGGCUCUGCUCUCGGGCUUCGGCGCUGUCAACUGCCCCUACACCUACAUGUCCUACUUCCUCAGGAAUGUGACGGAUGCAGACAUCCUAGCCCUAGAGCGGCGCCUGCUCCAGACCCUGGACAUGAUCAUCAGCAAAAAGAAAAGGAUGGCGGCGGCCCGGCGGACCAUGUUCCAGAAGGGGGAGGAGCAGAGCAGGCCCACGGGGUUCUGGGGGAUGAUAAGGAGCGUCACGGCCUCCUCUCCGGGAAGUGAGAAUCUCAGUCUGGUCCAGCAGGAAGUGGAUGCGCUGGAGGAGCUGAGCAGACAGUUGUUCUUGGAGACAGCCGACCUGUACGCCACCAAGGAGAGAAUCGAGUACUCCAAAACCUUCAAAGGAAAGUACUUUAACUUCCUGGGCUACUUUUUCUCCAUUUACUGCGUCUGGAAGAUUUUCAUGGCCACCAUAAACAUCGUGUUUGACCGCGUGGGGAAGACCGAUCCCGUCACAAGAGGCAUCGAGAUCACAGUCAAUUACCUGGGAAUCCAGUUCGAUGUGAAAUUCUGGUCCCAGCACAUUUCCUUCAUCCUGGUUGGCAUCAUCAUCGUCACAUCCAUCCGAGGGCUACUGAUCACGCUCACCAAGUUCUUCUACGCCAUCUCCAGCAGCAAAUCCUCUAAUGUCAUCGUCCUGCUGUUGGCCCAGAUCAUGGGCAUGUACUUCGUAUCCUCGGUGCUCCUGAUCCGCAUGAGCAUGCCGCCCGCCUACCGCACCAUCAUCACCCAAGUCCUGGGAGAGCUGCAGUUCAACUUCUAUCACCGCUGGUUCGACGUCAUCUUCCUGGUCAGUGCCCUGUCCAGCAUCCUCUUCCUCUACCUGGCCCACAAGCAGGCGCCCGAGAAGCACAUGGCGCCCUAAACCCAGCCUGCCCCGCGGGCUGACCCGGGGGCUGGCUUCCCGGACAGUGGGGACGGUUUCUGGAGAGGGCUCCCGCCACCCGGGGUGGGGGCGGAGGGGCAGCGGGCCUCGCCAGGUGGGCCGGGAGGCCUAGGUGAGGCCGGCCCCCUGACCGAGCCGGGACGGGAGGCCCGGGUCGGCUGCCGCCGUCCCCGUCGGAUUGCGCGGCUCCGGCUGUACCCACACGAUUGCGUAGCCGGGGCGGGGCCCGCGCGACGGGGCGGCCGCCGCGGAGCUGCUUGACUCUGUGGCUGUCGCAGGGCCCGUCGUGUGAUUGUGCGACCGUGGUAGGGCCCGUGGAAAUGUGCAACCGCCGCACAGCUGUGCGAUUGUGUGGCCGUGGGGUGUCGGGGAAGACCGCCCCAGAGCCGUAUUAAACAUCACGGGUUUGGUGACUGCC
Molecule: messenger RNA, 1913 nt
Organism: Ornithorhynchus anatinus (platypus)
Lineage: Eukaryota; Metazoa; Chordata; Mammalia; Monotremata; Ornithorhynchidae
Gene: GPR89B
Product: G protein-coupled receptor 89B
Exons: 14
Coding region: 107-1474 (455 amino acids)
Biological process (GO): intracellular pH reduction
Cellular component (GO): Golgi cisterna membrane
Molecular function (GO): voltage-gated monoatomic anion channel activity
Source: RefSeq, a predicted model, not a curated record